UUCCCCUGAAAUCACCUCUACUCUAAGGACUACUCUUUCCUCUCUUAAACAUACAUCACAAACACUUCUUAUCGAUCAACUCUAGCUUCCAAAUUCGUCAUGGCUCGACCACAACAACGCUAUCGUGGUGUCCGUCAACGACAUUGGGGCUCUUGGGUCUCCGAAAUUCGUCAUCCUUUACUGAAGACGAGAAUAUGGCUAGGAACAUUUGAGACAGCGGAGGAUGCAGCACGAGCAUAUGACGAAGCUGCAAGGCUCAUGUGUGGACCAAGAGCGCGAACAAAUUUCGCGUUUAAUGACAAUGAUUCUGAAUCAUCAUCAUCGACCAAGUAUCUGUCUUCAGCUUUGAUUGCUAAAUUACAGAGGUGUCAGAUGAAGUCACUUAGUAUGGCUAAUAAUAGACCAAAAUUGGAAGAUCAAAGUAGCCAACUAGGGAACAGGGGAGAUCAUGGCAUUGCUAGUAGAAGAAAUGUGCAAAUGAGCGCUGAAAUGCCAGUAAGUUAUGAAGGCCAAGCAGAGAGUACACAUACACAACAAUUCAAGUCGCUUGAAGAUCACCAUAUUGAACAAAUGAUUGAGGAGUUGUUGGAUUAUGGAUCAAUUGAGCUCUCUUCUGUUCUACAAAAUUAGGCUAUCAAUGUGAAAUGUUGAACUUUUGCAUUCUAAUGAAAUCCUUCCCUAUUUCUUCA
Molecule: messenger RNA, 689 nt
Organism: Capsicum annuum
Lineage: Eukaryota; Viridiplantae; Streptophyta; Magnoliopsida; Solanales; Solanaceae
Product: ethylene-responsive transcription factor ERF003
Exons: 2
Coding region: 100-630 (176 amino acids)
Biological process (GO): regulation of DNA-templated transcription
Molecular function (GO): DNA binding; DNA-binding transcription factor activity
Source: RefSeq, a predicted model, not a curated record